AUGGCUUUGCCCGCUAGCGCUUACAGUGUCUCUCAAGACACCCGGAUGCCCAAGUGCUCACCACGUCCCACAUCCGUUCGGGCAUCUCCCGCGUUCAGCUACGAUUUACCUACACCCAACAAUUCCGUCAUACACCGUUACGGGCAGCGCACACCAACAGCGGGCGAACUCCUCGUACUACGCGAAGAACUAGAGGAGCAAUUUAGGGACAUGCCUGACAUGGAGCUAUUGGUUUACCUAUUCGAUUCCGUGUUAUCGUGCCACUCAGAGUGGGGUUGGCGCGGUCGUUUCAUUCGCCAGUUCUUUUAUGACCUAUUCUACGAAAUGCGUCGCCUAGGCUACUCCGAGUACGAAUUGCUACGCUCUCUAUUCCUGGCGCCCUGA
Messenger RNA from Psilocybe cubensis, 384 nucleotides. RefSeq lists its product as uncharacterized. NCBI's taxonomy places the organism in Eukaryota, Fungi, Basidiomycota, Agaricomycetes, Agaricales, Agrocybaceae. The record is from RefSeq and is a predicted model, not a curated record. Bases 1 to 384 code for a protein of 127 amino acids. The transcript has a single exon.